Messenger RNA from Nerophis ophidion (straightnose pipefish), 2057 nucleotides. Its product is annotated as zona pellucida sperm-binding protein 4-like. The coding region runs from base 161 to 1909 and encodes 582 amino acids. Gene Ontology annotation, cellular component: egg coat. The record is from RefSeq and is a predicted model, not a curated record. Gene Ontology annotation, molecular function: structural constituent of egg coat; acrosin binding. The transcript is spliced from 8 exons. Gene Ontology annotation, biological process: prevention of polyspermy; binding of sperm to zona pellucida. NCBI's taxonomy places the organism in Eukaryota, Metazoa, Chordata, Actinopteri, Syngnathiformes, Syngnathidae.
AGGUUGUGAGUGGCCGCCGGGAGAGGGAAGUCUCGCUUCAUUGGCAGUUGGUUCUGAACAAGAGGUGGGGUUGUCUGGUCCUCCGUGUCGCGUAUAUAAAUGUGGCCGCACACAAACGUGGUGCACUUGGGGACAGUCCAGGUCUAACCGGUGUGACAUCAUGGCAAAGCUCUGGAGUGUUGCUUCUUUCGUGGCACUUGUGCUGCUGGGAUUCCUCUUCAGGACCGAAGCUCAGACUUGGGUAGGAAAACCACAUCUUUAUCCGGGUGUUAAGGGUUACCCAAGUCACGGUCAAAAUCAAGGAGAGGGGGGCCAGGGUCAAGGGGGUCAAGGCCAGGGUCAAGGGCAAGGUCAAGGCCAGGGUCAAGGGCAGGGUCAAGGGCAGGGUCAAGGGGGUCAAGGGCAGGGUCAAGGGGGUCAAGGCCAGGGGCAAAGUCAUGGACAAGGAUAUCCGCAAGGACAUGGACAAGGAUAUUCACCAGGGCAAGGCCAUGGACAAGGACAUUCACAAGGGUAUGGAGGGAGCUAUGGUUAUUACCAAGGGCAAGGAUAUUCACACCAGAUGUACAGUCAAUAUCCACGAUACGAUGACGUCGAAGUUGUCAAACCUGUCGUCCAUCCCGUCAAACCUGUCGUCGAAGUGGUCAAACCCGUCGAAGUGGUCAAACCCGUCGUCAAACCCGUCGAAGUCGUCCAACCCGUUGUCAAACCUGUCGUUGAAAAAAAAUUGGAACUGUCAAGCUUGAAACCUUAUUCCGACCCAAUGCGUUACGAUCAAGCCCGCCAAGACCAGAAGGUGUACGACAGAAAAAACCCCAACCAUCCGCAACCCCACCCACGGAGCUGCGAUGUCCACUUAAGCGCGCGAGUCCCGUGUGGAAACCGUGAUAUCAGCGGGAGUGAUUGUGAGGCCAUUAAUUGCUGCUACGAUGGAGGCCAAUGCUACUUUGGGAACACGGUGACCGUCCAGUGUACCAAGGACGGCCAGUUCAUCGUGGUCGUGUCCAGAGAAUGUACUCUGCCCAACAUCGACCUGGAUACCAUUUCUCUGUUGGGAAACGGUCAAGGCUGCACACACGUGGACUCCAACUCCGUCUUUGCCAUCUAUCAGUUCCCUGUGACCGCCUGUGGCAGCAUGAUUACGGAGGAGCCCGGUAUCAUCGUCUAUGAGAACAGGAUGACCUCCUCGUACGAAGUAGGAGUGGGGCCUCUGGGCGCUAUAACCAGGGACAGCAGCUACGAUUUGCUCUUCCAGUGUCGAUACACCGGCACGUCUGUUGAGACUUUCAUCGUAGAGGUUCAACCGAUUAGUCACCCUGUCAUGGUAUCUGUUUGGGGUCCCAUCCAUGUGGCUCUAAGGUUGGCCAAUGGACAAUGCUUUUCAAAGGGCUGUGUUGAAGAGGACGUGGCCUAUAGUUCUUACUAUAUGGAAGGAGACUAUCCGGUAACCAAAGUCUUGAGGGAUCCUGUGUACGUGGAGGUUCAACUCAUGGAAAGAACCGAUCCCAAACUUGUCCUGUCCCUCGGUCGCUGUUGGACCACCACCAGCGCAAACCCUCACAGUUUGCCCCAGUGGGACAUUCUCAUCGACGGGUGUCCGAACAGGGACGAUCGUUACUUGACUUCUCUGGUUCCAGUCGGUCCGAACUCUGGUCUGGACUUCCCGACCCACUACAGGCGAUUCAUUUUCAAAAUGUUCACCUUUGUGGAUACCAGCUCACUAGAACCGCAGAACCAACAGGUGUACAUCCACUGCAGCACAUCCAUCUGUGACGGUUCAGCCGGCUACUCCUGUGAGCCCUCGUGCUACAGAACAAAGAGACAGGCGCCGGACGACGGCCAGAAGACGGUGGAGUCCAGGCCCGUGGCCACCGUGGGACCCGUGAUCAUGGUGAACCCCCAGGACUGAACGUGGCGGUCGCGACAUUUCGUGAAGGAUUGAAACCGCGUCACGAUUUGUCAUUUUGUGUCCUGACCUCAAGUGGAAUAUCUAUUGGCAGACAGAGGCAGCAAAACGUGCACUGCAGUGAUAAUAAAAUGAAUUCCUCAAAGUCAAA